Molecule: messenger RNA, 3657 nt
Organism: Brassica rapa (field mustard)
Lineage: Eukaryota; Viridiplantae; Streptophyta; Magnoliopsida; Brassicales; Brassicaceae
Product: transcription factor MYB29
Source: RefSeq, a predicted model, not a curated record
AUUACUUUUUUUCUUCUUAAUAUAGUGCUAUCCAUGUUUCCAAACAAACCUAUUUUUUUAAACUACAAUCUAUGUUUCCAAUCAAACCUCAUUUUUAAAACUGCAAUCCAUGUUUCCAAACAAACUUUUUUUUAAACUACAAUCUAUCUUUCCAAACAAACUUUUUUAAAAAAUUGCUAUACAUGUUUUCAAACAAACCUAAUUUGUACUUGAGUUUUAAUAAGAUAGAUAUAAUAUUGCAAAUAUCAAAUUAGGCGCACUUCGGAUCGUCUCUCUUUAUUGCUUUCUUGUUUUAUUUGUAUCAAUCAUGCCACAUUAUUUGCAACUUGCAUUUUAACCCCAAAAAAUAUUUCCAAGUUGUACUGAUCAUGAAAGUAACAACCUAAGCAACAAACAUGCCAGAAAAUAACUAAUAAUAUAUUUAUACGCUUUUUUAUUUACUUCGAUGAAUUUCUCAUUUCUUAAUAUAAUAAUGCAAUCUUAGGUGAUUUCGAAGUUUUAUUAUAUCAGUAGUGAACCAGUUUUGAAAAGAUUGCCACUAAUAUAUGAAAUAACGAUUUUGGAAACAUAAUUUAUACUUAGUUUACCUGCAUUUGAAAGAUACCAUUAAUAUAAAAUACUUCAUGUGACUAAAUGUUAUAAUUUUUUUUAUGACUAUUAUAUAUAUAUUCCACUUAUCAUUAUAUAUGCGCAAGAUUUCAUCGCACUUUUAAAAUCUAGCCGUCAUUCGAGCAGGGCUUGCGUCUCUAAUCGAUGUUAAAGUUGAGAUUGUAUUAAUCAAUAUUAUAUGUGAUUUAUUUAUAUUAUUUUUUUUAAAAUAAAAUAUGCAUUGUUAUCCAAUACCAUACAAAUGGUGUGAUUUUUUUUUUUUUUUGCUUAAAAUGGUGUGAUAUGUUUCUGUGGAGUUACUUACUAUUUUAGUUAACUCCGCAAGUUCUGAAGAGGCGUAAUUAACAGAUUUUUAGAAACGAAAAAAAAAACUAUAGAGAAGGCCAAGUGAGAUAUGUGAGAUGUGAAGAAACGAACACUAAUUAAUAAUUAAACAAAAUGACUUUAUUUGAAUUAUGAGUACAGUCUUAGUUAGUGUUAUAUCUAAAGUGGCAAACAAAUAGGACUGAUGCUGCAACACGUGAUGAUUAAUUUUAGGAUAUAUAAUUUACAUAACUGUUGGGCUGAGGCUCAAAUAAUUUUUUAGAGGAAAUUAAUACCGACGGGUAAUUCAAUCAUGAAUUUUCUUAAUGAAAUAUAAAGCAUGAUCUCACGUCGCAUGACCAAAUAAAUGGCAACUUAAGAUAAAUUACAUUCAAGCACAUUUUUAUUAUAAGUUCCUAUACAUAAACAGAGAAGGUUUGAGAGGCACUAUGGAUGUAAACGAGACUUUUUACCUUUUCAUCGUACUCUUCAGUGAUUCGGACAUGAGCAUUUAUCUGACAACCACUGUGAGAAAGCACCGGAGAGUCGUCUGAAGACCCAUCACUGCACCUUAUAUAUAUCCUUUUCAGAUAUGAAGAAUGUCUCAAAACAAAACUAUAAAAACAAUUAAAAAGGAUUCUUACAUUAUGGAUGAAAACGAGACAUAGUUAAUAAAAGACAAUAAACUCGAUGGAAAUCAUUUCCAAUGUGGGCAAAGUGCAGGACGCCUAUAAAAUACUGGAUGUCAGGAUCAAGAUGAAAAGUGUAAACAAUGAAAUUGUUUUAGAAAGGAGAAGAGAAAGGGUGAAAUAGAUCUAUGAUUUUACCACACAAUAUACUUCUUAUAUUUUGCAUUCUAAUGAGAAUAAUUUGGUCGGCAUUGUAUUAUAGUAUUUACUCGCACAACGUUAUUUCAUUUGUCUCUCUCAAACCAUGUGAACACUUUCAGUACCUCCAAAAAGAAACAGUCACUUAAAUAAUUAAUAUUUUUUUUUUGAAAAAGAAUAAUUAAUGCAUUAUUAGGUUUAUAUAUAUGCUCAUAAACACAUACUAUGAUUUAUUCAUAUUGUUAUUGUUAUUAUUAUUUAAAUGUAUUUAUUCCACAUGGUUUUUUAAAGUAUAUUGACACGAGUAAAGUUAAUGCAUUAUUAGGCUUAUAUAUAUGCUCAUAAACACAUAUGAUUUAUUCAUUACAGAGAAGUAGCUCGCUAUGUCUUAGAUCUUUCAUAUAUCUUCAACUUUUCCUAUCAUCGUUUUCAAAUGUUCCUGAACAUGAAAAUACAUAAUCAGUUAACCAUCCAUCAUAGUUUCUCAGUUAGUUUUAUAUUCAAAUGCAUCAGAGCACUCCUGAACAGAUCUAUUGGUCUAUUGCCUUAAAUUAGACGACAUUUCUGUUUUUUUUUCUUCUCUCUUAUCAUAGUUUCCUCAUCGUUUUAAAUUCAUAUCGGUGAGAAAAAAAGAGAGAGAGAAAAUGUCAAGAAAGCCAUGUUGUGUGGGAGAAGGGCUGAAGAAAGGAGCAUGGACCAUCGAAGAAGACAAGAAACUCAUCUCUUACCUUCAUGAACAUGGUGAAGGAGGAUGGCGUGACAUUCCCCAAAAAGCUGGACUAAAACGAUGUGGUAAAAGUUGUAGAUUGCGAUGGGCUAACUAUUUGAAACCCGAUAUCAAGAGAGGAGAAUUUAGCUAUGAGGAAGAGCAAAUCAUUAUCAUGCUUCACGCUUCCCGUGGCAACAAGUGGUCGGUCAUAGCAAGACAUUUGCCCAAAAGGACAGACAACGAGAUCAAAAACUACUGGAACACAAAUCUCAGAAAACGCUUGAUCGAUCAGGGUAACGAUCCCUUGACUCACAAGCCACUUGCCUCUACCCCUGAACCGGCCACGCCCAAGACUUCUGAUCUCCAAGAUGACUCAAACCCGAGUAACCUAGAUGAGCAAUAUUCACACUCAGGCUCCAUGUCUCCAGAGUCACUUCCUCUCUCUUCAAACUCAUGCAAUAUACUUGAGAUAAGCAACAGUGACGAGACACCGAGAAACUAUGGUUCCUUUAACUCCAAGAAAUUGAGUUCUACAUCAGAACUGUUAAACAAAGUUGCAACUAGGGCAGCUUCCAUGGGCAAUAUCAUAUCAGCGUCCAUGGAAGGAACCUUGAUCCCCUCUACAACACUGUCUCCUCCGUGUCUCAACGAUGGCCUUUCCGAGACUAGUCAUUUUCAGAUGGACGAGUUUGACAUCGACAUGAACUUUGAUUUCAACAAUUCUGAACACGAUUUCUCGGAGUUUCUGGAGCAAUUUAGUAACAAUGCAGCCGAGGAAGCUGAUAACAUUAUAGGAUAUGAUCAAGAUCUCCUUUUCUCUGAUGUUUCAUCAACACGCGUUGAUGAAGACGGUAUGACAAACAUACCCGGUUGGUCCAAUUAUCUUCUUGACGAUUCCGAGUUUUCGUAUGAUACGAACCAAGAUUAGUCGACAAGAACUUCAUAUGUUCCGUUGGUUGCUUACCGGUUUAAAUUCAUGGUUUAGCAAGCCCACGAAUAAGGUUUCACCAUAUAUAGUCUAUAUGUUUACUAUAUAACCAAUAAGGUAUUCUCUUAGUUAGAGAACCAUGUAAUCUCGUGAAUCAGUGAGUAUUUGAUUUGCGAGAAACGCGAGUUUCUAUAAUAAAGCUUGUAUUGUAUGUACUCCUUAUUCUUAAAUUAAUUAUAUUUUCCUUUCUUAAUAUAAAUGUCAAUUUAACACUCUUUUUA